AUGAAGGAUAUCACCCAGCAGGAUCAUGGUCCCGAAGAGGAUGAGAAGAUUGGUGACGGCCAGAAACCAGCAUCGAUCCAUCAAGUCAAACAUGUCGAGCCUGGUCUCUCGGAGAAAGAAGCAGUGGAAGAUCCAGAGAGACAUCACGAGCCGGCUCCAACAGAUGGAGAAGAUGAGGCCCAGAAUUACAUCUAUGGUGCUCGUUUAUACAUCAUCUCGACUGCCUUUACAAUGGCGGGUAUCAUGUUAACCAUCGAUGGCAGUAUUCUUGCAACCGCCAUUCCUCGAAUCACCAGCGACUUCAAUUCGGUCGACGAUAUCGGCUGGUAUGCUAGUGCCUAUCUCCUGGCGCAGAUGGCCCUGCAGCCCACCUUUGGGCGCGUCUACAUCUACUUUGAAGCCAAAGUCACCUUUUUGCUUUCACUGCUUCUGUUUGAAGUGGGGUCGAUCGUCUGCGCCGUGGCACCAAACUCUCCCGUUCUUAUACUCGGCCGCGGCAUCGCAGGCGCAGCAGCAGCAGGGAUGCUCACUGGAAAUCUGGCCAUUUUUGGCCAGGUGGUUCCACUCCGGAGUCGGCCCCGAGGCAUGGCCAUUAUGACCGGCCUUUUUUCAGUCGCGACACUGGCGGGACCAACUGUCGGUGGACUGCUCACAGAUUCACGAUUGACUUGGCGAUUCUGUUUCUGGAUCAACUUGCCCUUUGGGUUCAUUGCGGCUGUGAUUGUGGUCUUCUAUCUCCGGCCAAAGCCCGGCAAAAUGGCUAAUCUGCCACUCCAGGAGAAGGUGAGUCGCCUCGAUCUGGCAAGCGCGGCCGUACUCGCAGCGAGUCUAGUCUGUUUAUUUCUGGGGCUACAAUGGGGCGGCUCCACGCAGCCCUGGUCGGCGCCUCGCGUUUGGGGUUGCUUGGUAGGAUUCGGAGUCCUCUGUGUGGCUUUUAUUGGUCUCCAGGCCUAUCGAAAGGAAAGGGCAACGAUUCCACUUCGACUGCUGUAUCAACGAACAGUGGCGAUCUGUGGCAUCUUCUCCGGACUAUACGGCGUGGCUGUUGUUACGCACGCCUAUCUGCUACCCAUUUGGUUUCAAGGCGUCAAAGGCACUGAUGCGACCAUAUCUGGAGUUAACAUGUUGCCUUUUACCAUCGCCAGUACGGUCGCCGUUUUGCUGGCGGGAUUCACCAUGACCGCCACGGGACAUUAUGUGCCAUUCAUGUGGGCCGGAGCAGUUGUCUACGUCGCGGGGAGUGCAAUGUACACCACGCUAAAUGCGGAUAGCACCGUUGGCCGAUGGCUGGGCACUCAGAUCCUGGCGGGCGCAGGCUUCGGCACCGCCAUCCAAGUCACUUUUAUCGCAGUGCAAGUGGUCACCCCGGCAGUCGACAUGCCCACCGUCUGUGCGCUCGAAGUCUUCUUCCGCCAGCUCGGUGGGUCGGUGGGCAUCAGCGUGGCGCAGAGCAUCUUCCUGAACACGCUGACCAGUCGCCUGGGAAAUAUUGCCGGGAUUGAUCCGGGGUGGAUGAUCCGCUCAGGGGUCCUCGAAGGCUUAUGGUCAAGCGAGUCGAUUGAGCCCUCGGUGGUCCUAUCGGUCAAGGACGCGUUGAACACCGCCAUCACUCGCGCUUUCCUCCUGCCAGUCGGAGCGACUGCUCUGGCGGCGCUGGUCAGCCUGGGGAUGGAGAGACGCCAGAUUGAGGAUGACAGAGUUCCUGCUCCGGGGACAGAGAUCGGUGCCCAGACUGCCAGAGCCAAUAAUCCUCCGGAGGGCGGGCCGCCAUAA
Molecule: messenger RNA, 1773 nt
Organism: Penicillium oxalicum
Lineage: Eukaryota; Fungi; Ascomycota; Eurotiomycetes; Eurotiales; Aspergillaceae
Product: MDR family MFS transporter
Exons: 5
Coding region: 1-1773 (590 amino acids)
Biological process (GO): transmembrane transport
Molecular function (GO): transmembrane transporter activity
Source: RefSeq, a predicted model, not a curated record